This is a messenger RNA of Lotus japonicus, 2239 nucleotides long. RefSeq lists its product as uncharacterized. Lineage: Eukaryota; Viridiplantae; Streptophyta; Magnoliopsida; Fabales; Fabaceae. The transcript has 4 exons. Bases 1121 to 1807 code for a protein of 228 amino acids. The record is from RefSeq and is a predicted model, not a curated record.
UGCAGACUCUCUGUUCUUGAUCAUUCUCCUCUGCUUCUGAAGAGUAGCCUUAUCAACAGGCUCCUCAAUAGCCCUUCUCUUCCCUUUAGCCACCGAGGCUGAAACCCCAUUCGUGAGAGAAGAGCAAGCGUCGGAAGCGGAAGGAGGAGGAGGAGGAGGAAGAAGCCCUGGAACAUCUCCCACCAGACAUCGUCGAGGUUGGUGGGGGGUUUGAUGUCCUUGGAGGGAGUGUAGAUGGAGGAGGGUGGGUUAGGGAUCAGAGGAGAAAGCGAAGAGGAAUCGCGUGGCAGAUCCGGAUUCGACGAGAAAAGCUUCGACGACGCCAUGCAGAGUUUGAAGGCGCGCGCGCUUUUUGUUAGUUAGUUUGGAGUUUGGAUUAUCCUUAUUCUUCUUAUUCUUCUGCAGAGCAGGUUCCUCAUGAAAUGCCUCACUCAGAGAACCAAGCAACUGAAUCCAAAUUCACACUUUGAAUAACACUGCACAAGUACUUUGCUUUGUUUGCCUAUUACUACUUGAGUUUAUGAUUUUCAAGAACCAGAUGGACAUAAACAUGUUCAUUGUUUUUUCAGUCCCGAUAUAUACACACCUUGUACAGUAAACCUCUCCAUUUCCACCUUGUACACGUAAGCAUCUGUUGAUCAUUUUCCAUGUCCGCUUACAGGUUGGAUGAGAGAGGUAAAAUCAAGUUGGAUGAGAGAGAUUGGAAAAUUGAAAGGGGGCAAACGAAAUUUUGAGUCUAAAAUUAGACAGCAGCCUCUCUCUCAUCUUCACCUUUAGGGUUUUCUUGCUCAGCCACCGUCUCCCCCACCAUUUUGCUCAGUCACCGUCGCCCCCAAUAAAGCAAGUCCCCUCCGCUGGGAUCGCUCUUCCACGUUGUCGCUGGGUUCGGUCCUCCCUCGUCCCCACCGCGGCUCGCCCUCACUCUCUCUUUCCCUAGUUCAGAACCACCCUUUCUCCCCCUUGAGAAACAAGGGAUCCUCAUAGUCAAAGGAAGAUGUCGAUACUUGCUUUUCUUUGCCAUUUAAACUUGUAGAAGGUUGGGUCAUACAAGCCUCAAUUUGCUGCUGCUCCUCCUCCCACACCAAGCCCAGCUGCAGCCACUCACCCUUUUCUGCAAAAUAUGGUACGUUUUAGGCACACUUGUAAGACAAAGUGGCUUGUUAAGGUGAAUAAGCAUCUAACAGAUGCCCAAAGGUCUCGAAUUCGGAGAACCCCGUUUCACUCAUUAAUGGAAAUGCCUGAAAAAUUACGUACCAAUUGCAUAUUGUUGUCUAACUUAGCGAGUCGGUGGGUGGAGAACCGUUUCGGUUUUAAGAUACAAGAUAAUGUAGUGCCUUUUACUCCACUAGAUGUAUGUUUGUCACUAGGAUUGCGUGUAGUUGGACUAAAUGUGAAUUACAAUGGGGAUGAAGAUGUUGAAUGUCAUACCAAAGGUUUAUUUAAGGGGGAAGAAAUAAUAGUUAAGACAAUAGUUAAGCAACUAAGGAGGCAUAAAAGUGAUGACAAGGUUGAUGACUUUUGUAGGCUAUAUAUCCUUCUUGGGUUUGCAACGUUUUAUUUCCCGCAGAGUUCAACUAGAUGUUUGUUGCGAAUGUUAGAUAAUCUAAAUUCAUUGCAAGAAUAUAGUUGGGGUGUUGUUGUUUAUGAUACCUUGGUUCUAAGCUUGAGUUGUUGUGCAAAAUGCUUGAAUAAGUCAAAGAAUAAAUCAGUUGUGAGGAUAACCGGUUGUGCAGCCAUAAUACAGAUUUGGGCUUUGGAGCACAUGUUCUUGCGUGGAAGACCUAUAUGUACUGGGAAAAGAUCAUGAUGAAUGCCACAUUGAGGAACAAAAUCUGCAAGUAAGAUCCAACAUAUACACGCGUCUUAAGGAUGAACCAAGAAAGCGCAUUGAAAGUGCAGUAACUAGAUCACCUUGGACUACAUAUCAGAGGAGACACAACAAGGGCAAGGAGGUUAAAGCUGGAAACUUGUAACAGUUUUUGUUAUGUUCUUUUUUGAAGAGAAUGGGUCAUGUUUUAAGUAGAAAAUCUUUGUUAAUUAAUGGGGUAGCUUUGAUGUACUAUGUAGAUGCACCAUCUAUGGUGGUUUUGUUAUGUCCAUUGAUAAUAUGAGUCCUAAACUCCUAAUCCUAUUCAUGUGUUUUAGACAUAUAUUUAUAGCCUUUAUUAAGAGCAACUACCCGCAAAGUCAAACAUUACUACCCAAGUAUAUGUAAUUACAAUAAUGUGAUACCUUGUUA